AUGCAGCUAGCUCCUCCCUUGCUCAGCCUCGACGGUCCAUCGACGAGUCCGAAGGACUGGUCGUCGUGGCGAAAGACAUCUUCCAUCUGCACGCUCAUCGUCAUGACAUUCGCCCUGACAGCCACGUCAACCUCAUACUCCUCUUCUGCCCGGCACAUUAUGUCCGACUUGCAUAUGUCACAAGAGCUCUUCGUCCUUGGCAUCAGCUUAUUUGUCCUCGGAUUUGGGGUAGGGCCUUUGAUCUUCGGUCCACUAGCGCAGGCAUUCGGCAAGCGUCCUGUCUAUUUCUUCUCCUACGUCUUAUUCACCGCCUUUUGCUUUGGCUGUUCAGAGGCCAAUAACUCCGCUUCCCUUCUAUGUUGCCGCUUCUUUGCUGGAUCUUUCGGAAGCACGACUCUAUUCUUGACCCCCGGGUCUAUCAACGAGCUCGUGGAGCCACGACAUCAGAACAGAGUGGCAUGCUUCUAUGCAUUUGCAGCCUUUCUGGGGCCUUCCGUCGGAACGUGCAUCUCCAGCUUUGUAGAUGAGGGAACGUCAUCGUGGCGUUGGAACCUUAGAGUCAUGGCCAUUUUCGUCGGCUUCACCACUCUUCUUUGCUUCUUCUUUGUCGAGGAAACUUCCUACCCGACAUCGCUCAAAACCAUUUCUUGGAGGCGCACUAUCAUCUCUCCGUUCGUCAUCCUCUUCAAGGAUCCGGUCGUCUUCUUGACAAGCUUCUACCUGGCACUCCUCUACGGCUACAUGUACGCCUUUUUCGCCCUCUUUCCCCUCGUUUUCGGGGAGAUCCGGCACUUUUCCCCAACGUCGCUCGGCCUCAUCUACCUCAGCCUUCUCGUCGGGGGUCUCGAAUACUAUGUCAAGCGCAAGUACCUCGACAAGAAGCUACAGCCACCACCCGAGGCUAGGCUCGUGCAGGGUCUGUGGGCGACGUUCCUGCCCGCCUUUGGGCUCUUUAUCUUUGCCUGGACUGCGCCUUUCCCUUCUGUCCACUGGAUUGGCGCCAGUGUCGGCAUGUUUGUCUUUCUCUUGGGAGCAUACAUCUCCUUCAUCUGCCUCAUACCUUACCUCGUCAUCUACAGCGGGCCACAAGCGACGGCAGCGCUGACGGCUGUUAUGGUGACGCGCGCCGCCUUUGCCACGGGCUGGCCCCUCGUCGUUCGGCAGAUGUGCGACAAGAUGACGGUCCAAGGCGCCAGCUCUUUCCUUGCGGGCUUGACGCUGCUCAUGGUCCCGCUCAUCUGGGUGCUCUACCUCAAAGGCGCACAGCUGCGCGCUAGAAAGCUGGAUGAAACAUCAGGUCCCAAUGGCCCGCUACGCUCGGCUGUGGAGAAUUCCGAAGUGGCAUCUUCUGCGACGGUCAAGGAGGAAGCAGCAUAAUUUUCUCUUCAAACUUCCCCGAAUAGCAUGGCAUACCUUGUGGUUCUGUGGGAUGCGAGCUUCAACACCGUGAUUGUUGGAAGCAAGUAGAGCUCGUGGUGCAACAGCAGGACAUGCGACUUGCUUUGACACGAUGAACCCAGGCCCAGUCUGCACAGUGCUUUCACUUGUGCUAUGCCACGAAGAGCAGACGAAGGCCUUCUCUAUCCUUAUCUCCUUCUUCGGAAUUGCGUCCGACUCAAGGUAUAACGAUGGCUCUUCGGUCGUGACCGAUUGGUUCCAUAGCUCUGGUCUUCGGUCAGUCGAGAGGCUUAUAGUGUCGAACGGCAAAG
This is a messenger RNA of Acaromyces ingoldii, 1709 nucleotides long. Its product is annotated as MFS general substrate transporter. Gene Ontology annotation, biological process: transmembrane transport. The transcript has 2 exons. Lineage: Eukaryota; Fungi; Basidiomycota; Exobasidiomycetes; Exobasidiales; Cryptobasidiaceae. The record is from RefSeq and is a predicted model, not a curated record. Gene Ontology annotation, molecular function: transmembrane transporter activity. Bases 1 to 1377 code for a protein of 458 amino acids.